Messenger RNA from Thermothelomyces thermophilus ATCC 42464, 770 nucleotides. RefSeq lists its product as uncharacterized. The coding region runs from base 14 to 493 and encodes 159 amino acids. The transcript has a single exon. Lineage: Eukaryota; Fungi; Ascomycota; Sordariomycetes; Sordariales; Chaetomiaceae. The record is from RefSeq and is a predicted model, not a curated record.
CGCCGUUUCAAACAUGCGAUAUCAUCUUUCCCUCGCCGUCCUCUCCCUUCUGGGAGCCACCAGCGUGGCCACCGCCGACAGGCGGCCUUGCGGCUUCAAGAUCGCUCCUUGCCCGACCGGCGAGAUCUGCCAGAAAGUCGACCCCGGCUGCGACCGCGGCGAGAACUGUCAGGGCUACUGCGUGCCCGCCGCCACCCCCACCACCCUGGUGACCAAGACGACCGCGAGCCCGCCCGAGCCGACCUAUCAGUUCUGCGGUGGCUUCGCCAACAUUCAAUGCGAGAACGAGAAUCACGUCUGCAUCGACGCGCCGGACGACAACUGCGACCCCCGAAACGGCGGUGCUGACUGCGGCGGCAUCUGCGUCGAGCCCGUCUUCUGUGGGGGGAUCGCCGGCUUGCAAUGCCCCGACGGCAAGCGAUGUAUCGAUGAUCCCCGGGACAGAUGCGACCCCAAGAACGGCGGCGCCGACUGCGGCGGUAUUUGCGUCUAGCUCGGUAGCAGCGCCGGCGGAAACUCCCAAAGACGACGUGCCUGGCAUCGCUCAGCGGUUACAGCAGCGCCCUUGGGACGGGGUGUUGGGGCUCUUUUUGCUGAAACACGAGACCCUAGCCUCAUACCUACCUACAUAACGUGAGUUUUGUAUAUAUGUACUACAUGUACAUACCUGGCACAUAAAGGGGGUUACAUCACAGAAGCAAAACAUGCAAGAUUUCUUGUGAUACUCCCAUUGUCCCUGUUAUUUUGUACGUCAAGAUGUGUCUGGCAAG